This is a messenger RNA of Saprolegnia parasitica CBS 223.65, 492 nucleotides long. RefSeq lists its product as hypothetical. The record is from RefSeq and is a predicted model, not a curated record. Bases 1 to 492 code for a protein of 163 amino acids. The transcript is spliced from 2 exons. Lineage: Eukaryota; Oomycota; Saprolegniomycetes; Saprolegniales; Saprolegniaceae.
AUGGAGAAGCCGACGGGCGCGGACCGACCGGCAACGACGCGGCCGCGCAUGACGAUGCACGUGCCCAUGAACAUGCCACUGCAGGUCACGCCCAUGGCCGCUUACCUCCAGAUGCCAUGGAUCGGGCCCGACGACCCGUCGUUACACGCCAAGCACAUGAAGCGCCGACGCAACGACGCCAUCGGCCUCCCGUACAUGGCGCCAUUUGACGGCGAGAGCAACAAGAAGCGCGCCAAGCCCGUCAAGCGGUUAACAGAAAUGAUCAAGCUCGAGCCCAAGCGGCCAGGCGACGACACCGCGGCCGACUAUGUCGCCUGGGUCAAGUUUCUAUUGCAGCCACCAACCAUGUGGUACCGCGAUCAGAAGGGCCGGCAGACGACCUUUGCGAUCCAAGUCGGAUUGACGCAGGGCGUGCCGGACGCCUUCGUGCCGCUCGAAAGCAAGGGCUACUUUACCGUCAAGCUGCUCUACGAGAACGGGUGCCACAUAUGA